Drosophila eugracilis is the source of this 1941-nucleotide messenger RNA. RefSeq lists its product as uncharacterized. Lineage: Eukaryota; Metazoa; Arthropoda; Insecta; Diptera; Drosophilidae. The record is from RefSeq and is a predicted model, not a curated record. Gene Ontology annotation, molecular function: microtubule motor activity; microtubule binding; ATP binding. Bases 144 to 1547 code for a protein of 467 amino acids. Gene Ontology annotation, biological process: microtubule-based movement. The transcript has a single exon.
ACUCAGCCAUUGUACACAGUAGGCUAAUUGACAGGCCGAAAUCCAUUCUGUCCCACAAACAGUCAUAUAAACACACACGUCACAGCCAUAAAAGUUUUGUUAUUUUGUUCGUUUCUUUUUGUUUUUGUUUUUUGUUUUAAUCCAUGCAGUUUGGUAAUGAAGGUCCCUAUCCCGGGGAGAUGAGGGUCUAUCUGUUCCGCAAGCUCCUGACAUCACCCACGGACGUGCAGCGGGAAGUAAGUGAGCAGGCGAUCGCUGAGGUGUUGAAUCAGGUUCUCACUGGACGCAUAAGCACAAUCUUCAUUUGCGGCGGACUGGACACUGGAAAUGGCAGCGAUCCGACUAAUAUUGUCACCCGAAUUCUCGGCGAGCUCUUUACCAGCGUUUACUCGAUGGAGAUGAAUAUGGAAGUGAACGUUUCGGUGCGUUAUGUUGAAUUGAACGGAGAAUCUGACGACUUGGUUAUGAACCUAAAGGGAGCCAAUCGCCGAGCGUCCCGAGAUCACUUUGUGGCCACCUCACGCGAGGUGAACACCUAUAUCGAGAAGGUCAUGUAUAAAGUGCGAGAGGGCAGUGAUUGUCCACAUCUAAUUUUCACUAUCAGUGUGAUUCAGGCCAAUAAUGCAAAAAUGUUGCGAACAUGUUGUGGCAAACUGCAGCUGGUUUACAUGCAGCAACUGGCGGAGGAUUCGCCACCACUAGAAUCUGACAAGCCCCUCAACACCCUGCUAAAUUUGUUCCAAGCCCUGGGCUACAACCUGAAGUCCCACAUUAGAUAUCACAAUAUAAAGUUGACCAGGUUGUUUAAGCAGCUAAUGGGCAAUGAAGGCAGAACGGUGCUAAUCAAUUAUAAAGAUCCAGCAGAUCCUCAACCACAGAUCGUCUUAGAGGCCCCUGCACCCACACCCUCGUCCUCUCCCAAUAGCAGUUUGACUGCCGAAAUCUGGAGCGCAAUGUUCAGGCAAGAGCGAAGAAAGUAUGUAUGCCUAAGGGAGAAGGUCCUGGAAAUGAUACCUGAAAAGAAAGAAUUGGAACAGUUCCUAGAGAGCCUGGAAAGUGGCGAUUGUAAGGAGGCCGAAGAAAAGAGCUCAGAGGGAGACGUUGAAAAAGAGGAAGAGAAUCGCCUCCUGCAACAAACAAUUCAUGAGAUUCGCUUACAGGCUGAGGCAUCCAUUGCAAAGCUUCAGGAUCUCGAGGUGGACAUUAAUAGUCUAACAGACAGAAACCAUUACUUGGAGCAGCAACUUGACCAGAAGAACACUCAACUAGACAGGCAAUGCUACCUCCUGAGAUCCGUUCAUAUGGAGCUUAUAGAUCAAAAGCGAAUAUUCCAGGACAAACUAGCAGAGUACGCUGAAAUGUUCCAAGGGAUGUGGCAGCAGCAGAGUGCGGAAAUCCAGGAGCAGGAGCAUGUGCAGCGACACCAGUUGUCCAAAAUGUUUGAUACCAUCUGCCAGGCAUUUCAUCUGUGUAGUCACAAAAGACCAGCCCGGAUGCUGCUGGAGGAUGAGCUGGAGAAGAGCCCAGUGGAAGACCCUAAACUCUAGAGUUUUGCACUCGGCUCCCAGCGAAGAGGCCGCGAAGCCACCCGCUUAAAGGUCAGCCAGCCAGUCGGUUGUCGUUUUCAGAUCUUGCUAACUCCAAAGCCAUCCGGACCAGUCACGAACCAUUCGGUGCCAUCUCACACAUUCCCCAGCGCAUCUGGCUGUGCCACUUUGCCAUUUAGCUGGCGCGACGGAACCAAAACGAUCGCUGUCGGCAAGUUCGUUGCCUAAGUCUUUCGUUUCGCCCACCAGUUUUACGCUGUAAAAACUGCAAGGACGGGUGGGGAUGGUAAGACGUGAAAUAAAUCCUUUUAAUUAGUAUUCAGUAACUAUUAAAUUAUAGUUAAACUGCCUAAAUUGAAUAAUGUUUAAUGUAUUCUGUUCCUUAAUCUGAAAA